This is a messenger RNA of Scleropages formosus (Asian bonytongue), 3421 nucleotides long. RefSeq names its product short-chain dehydrogenase/reductase family 42E member 1-like. The transcript is spliced from 8 exons. The record is from RefSeq and is a predicted model, not a curated record. Gene Ontology annotation, biological process: response to hypoxia; regulation of DNA-templated transcription; cytoskeleton organization. Gene Ontology annotation, cellular component: transcription regulator complex; nucleus; adherens junction. Bases 1197 to 3128 code for a protein of 643 amino acids. Gene Ontology annotation, molecular function: transcription corepressor activity; oxidoreductase activity, acting on the CH-OH group of donors, NAD or NADP as acceptor. Lineage: Eukaryota; Metazoa; Chordata; Actinopteri; Osteoglossiformes; Osteoglossidae.
AAUACAAACGAUAGAGCAAAGUUUUCAGCCUUACGACGCGGAGCCGAGCGCGUUCAUUCAGAAGACGGCGAUAGCGCGACGACUGAAACGGAGACAACGCCAGCCUCGCGGCUAAAGCUUUGCGUCGGUCCCUCUUAGGUAGAUGAUUGAACGAGAAACGUUUCUCUUUCGUGGCGUGAAGGGAGUUUGCCGGAUUACUUAAAUUUAGUGCGCACAUAGUAUGUAUUAUUUUUUUCCGGUGACUUCAGAGGCAGAAACAGUGGGAGCCAGUGCUGGUGGAACGUAGGAAAGAAGAUAAGUUGAUAUUUUGAAAGACGCGUUACUCGUAUUGCAUUUUUUGUGGCUGCGCCCACACACACACAGCUUUUGAAUGUUUGUUAACGCGCCUUCAUCUAAACGCAUUUUAUUAUUGACCGCGCUUUCCCCACAUCAUGGCCAUGGCAUGGUUAGUGUGACGGGGUCCUGUGCUCUGUGCGCGAGACAGCGAAGUGCACUGUGUGACUGUCGUCGUGACCAGCGUUGCCGUUAUUAUUGAUGCCGCUCACUGCUUGGGCUCGAGGUACCUGUUCCGCGAGUGUCGCGCGGCGAUGCGCUCGAGCGCACCGAAAUUCGCGCCUCGGGGCUCUACUUCUCGCGCUGGAGAUAUAAAUAGGGAAACGUGCCGUUCAUCUCGCUCUGCUUCGGCUCGCCCCCCUCCGUAUUCCUCCCCGUGCAGCCGUGCUAGUUACGAUCAUUGUUCCUCUCCGGCAUUAAGCACAUUCCAGAGGGCCGCAGCGCAGCCGCGUCUUCUUCCUCACAUUCCUUCCGCACAAACGAGUCCCUCCACUCGCCCUUUACAAUAAGCGCUCGCGCUUCUGCGCCAGACUCAGUCUCGGGCUUCGGCAGCUGCGCUGCUCCCGCCGGGCAAUGCAGCCUCGUUUAUCGGUGCGCUCCAUGAAUUGUGGAAGUGGACGCCGCAUGACAAAUCCAGGAAACUCGUAAACUCCUCGGCGCAAAUUCCUCCGCGGAGCGCGAGCGCGAGCGCGCCGGCGCCGAUUGUGAAGACGAGGCGGCUCAAGUUAUCAAAGAGCACAAGUGGAAGUGCGCGCGCCGUCCGAGCGGAGGCUGCAGCGGUGCGAACGGCGGGCGCCGGGAGGCGAGGAGGGAGGAGGGCCUCUCAACGGCCUCUUAAGUGCGGGCGGCGCUGCGUGUCCGACAUGGAGCGGUCCGAGGACCCCGCGGGACUCCGGGCGAGCAAGUUGAUCCAGUGCGUGUCUCUGUACGGCGCGGCUGGCGCGGCUCCCUCGGCCUCCUCGGGGGGAGAGGCUUCGGAGCAGAGAGGCAAGAGGGGCGGCGGGCCUUGUGCUCCUCCCCAGCGGCUCCACACCCCCGCCGACGAGCUGCCGGCGUCCGCAGACAAGGUGCUGGCGGUGGCCCCGGCGAACGGGAGCCGGGCCCCGCACUGGGACGCGCACUGGGAUGUGCUGGCCUCCGAGGACAGCCAUGGCGCCCGGCCCGCGCCCUCCCACCGGAGACACUCCGCGGAGGUGCAAGCGCACAGGAGCGGCUCCGAGGGCACGGCGCCCGCCAAACAGGGGCCUUUUGCCUCGGCUCCGGCCGGCAGGGGCGCCGGCGCGGCGGGCCCGGCCCAGGACAGGCAGCCGAGCCCUAGGAGCAGCCUGCUGCAGCAGCGCGACGGGGGCUACGCGCCGAGCCCCAGGUCGAGCUACGCGAGCACGGCCAGCGACACCAGCAAACACUCCAGUCCCAGUCCCAGGGCCAGUUUUAUCGGCUGCGACUGCAGCAGCAAGCCCGGCAGCAACCGCACCAGCGGCAUCAGCAUGGGCUACGACCAGAGGCACGGCAGCCCGAGGUCCAGCACGGCCAGCCAGUGCUCGGCCGGCGCGAGCCCUCGCUCCAGUUGCUCCGAUCCGCGGUACGGGCCUUCGGCGAGCCAGGAGCAGGAGGGCGUGGCCCUCCAGGGUGCUCCUGUGCUCAGCCCCCGCUCCAGCAUCAGCAGCCAGGAGGGAGGCGCGAGACCCUCGCCGGGGUUCAACUGUAUGGCGAGCCCCAGGUCGAGCAUCUCCAGCCACAGCUCCAGGAGUUCCCGCAGCUCGAGGGGAUCCGUGGGCAUGUUUUCGGAACCGCAGGGGCCCUCCCCUCGCUCCUCCGUGAUGGUUCCCGGGUUACAGGAAGAUGCCGUGGUUCAAGAUUUCAGAGACUCGAGCUGCUUGCAGAAUAGGAGCCGCCUGCAGUCGUCUCCCGGAACCCAAGACGCACCUCAGCAGGCUGCUCCGCUGGGACUGUACCCUGAAGUUGCCGCAGCGGUUCCGGCACAUUUCGCUUAUGGAAACCCUGCGAAAAACUCGGCCCUGGGCCACAAAUUAAAGUUGCCCCAGCAGAUCGCACCGUGUCGGGACAGUGGGCCAAGCCAGGUAGAAAGAAGACUGGAAGCCCUCACCUUAGAGCUCGAGAAGGAGUUGGAGAUGCACGUGAAAAAAGAGUAUUUUGGUAUCUGUAUCAAAUGUGGGAAGGGGGUGUAUGGAGCCAGUCAGGCCUGCCAAGCCAUGGGAAACCUGUACCACACAAACUGCUUCAUUUGUCACUCCUGCGGGAGAAGACUACGGGGAAAGGCUUUCUACAACGUGAACGGCAAGGUCUACUGUGAAGAAGAUUUCCUGUACUCUGGGUUUCAGCAAACAGCAGACAAGUGCUUUGUGUGUGGCCACCUAAUCAUGGAAAUGAUCCUGCAGGCACUGGGCAAGUCAUACCACCCAAGCUGUUUUCGCUGUGUGGUCUGUAACGAAGGUCUGGAUGGAGUGCCUUUCACAGUGGAUGUGGAGAACAACAUCUACUGCGUGAAGGACUACCACACAGUUUUUGCUCCUAGAUGUGCCUCAUGCAACCAGCCUAUCCUUCCUGCCCAGGGCUCAGAGGAGACCAUCAGAGUGGUGUCCAUGGAGAAGGAUUAUCACGUUGAGUGUUACCACUGCGAGGACUGUGGCCUGCAGUUGAAUGAUGAGGAGGGCCAACGCUGCUAUCCCCUGCAGGACCACCUGCUAUGCCAUAGCUGCCACCUGCAUCGGCUGAAGGGUCAGACAGCACCCCACCCACCUCCCAGCUAUCCCAUGCACGUCACUGAACUGUGAAGGCGGCCGGAAUCGGCACGGUGCCCAGUGGGACGGUGAAGGAGCCGCUGAGGUGGGAACAGGGCUAGAGAGACGGAUGCAUAGAGAAGACUGAAGAUGAGCAAGUGAGGUGAUGGAGCAGUCUUCUGGAACGUCACAUAAGAGGAGUCUCAGAGCCUUUAAACCAGGAUGUUCCCCUCGCCGUCCCACCUAAAAAUCAACGAGCGUGAUGCAUUUCACCAGUAUAAAGUCACUCUUGGAACGCAUCCACCAGGACACAGGAGCUGUCUUGUUUUCCCCGUUGUGCCCAGUUU